AUGGUCAACAAUGUAGAAGACGCUUAUAAGCGUUGCAAAGAUGCAGCUUGCAGAGACGAUAACGAACAACCGUUAAAUGUCAACCGUGGAGGUACGCCACUCCCCCCUAACCGCAGGGAGUUGGGGAGAGCUGGUUGGAUGUACCUACACUCCAUGGCAGCAGACUUCCCCGAUGAACCGGUAGGUACGAUGACCUAA
Molecule: messenger RNA, 198 nt
Organism: Babesia sp. Xinjiang
Lineage: Eukaryota; Apicomplexa; Aconoidasida; Piroplasmida; Babesiidae
Exons: 1
Coding region: 1-198 (65 amino acids)
Molecular function (GO): thiol oxidase activity
Source: RefSeq, a predicted model, not a curated record